Messenger RNA from Didymosphaeria variabile, 1632 nucleotides. RefSeq lists its product as uncharacterized. Gene Ontology annotation, molecular function: heme binding; oxidoreductase activity, acting on paired donors, with incorporation or reduction of molecular oxygen; monooxygenase activity. NCBI's taxonomy places the organism in Eukaryota, Fungi, Ascomycota, Dothideomycetes, Pleosporales, Didymosphaeriaceae. The record is from RefSeq and is a predicted model, not a curated record. The transcript has 4 exons. The coding region runs from base 1 to 1632 and encodes 543 amino acids.
AUGCCGCGAGGUUAUAGCCAAACUUUCUCCACUUCACAUUUGGAGACGGACUAUAAGAUCAACGUCACAGAAGAGAUCAUGACUUUGGCUAUCUACGUUGCGGCUGCGGCCGUGGUAACGUUCUUUGCAUACCGUUUGCUCUAUGGCACGGAUACUCCGCACAUCAAGGGACUGCCUGAAGUUAGAGGUCUGCCGUUGUUUGGCAGUCUGUACGAGCUUGGGGAAGACCAUGCGAAAGUAGCUCAGGGAUGGGUGAAGAAGUACGGACCAGUCUUCCAGGUUCGAAUGGGCAACAGGAGAAUCGUCUUUGCAAACACCUUCGACUCCGUCCGUCACUUUUGGAUCACGCACCAAUCCGCCCUGAUCUCGCGUCCGACCCUUCACACCUUCCACACCGUCGUCUCUUCGUCCCAAGGCUUCACCAUCGGAACUUCACCAUGGGAUGACUCCUGCAAGAACCGCCGCAAGGCCGCCGCAACCGCGCUCAACCGCCCUGCGGUCCAGUCCUACAUGCCGCACAUCGACCUCGAAUCCAUGGUCAGCAUUAAAGAACUGCUUUCCGACUCAAAGGGUGGGGAAAUCGACCUCGAUCCGCGCGCGUACUGGCAGCGGUAUGCGCUCAACACUUCACUCACACUGAAUUACGGUUACAGGAUUGAUGGCGACAAGGAUGACAAGUUGCUGCAUGAGAUCACCGAUGUGGAGCGCGGUGUGAGCAACUUCAGGAGCACGAGCAACAACUGGCAAGAUUACAUUCCGCUGCUGAGAAUCUUCCCGAAGAAAUCCAGCGAGGCGAUCACGUUCAGGGAGAGGAGGGAUGUGUACUUGGAGUACUUGCUCAAGGGGCUGAAGGAGCGCAUUGCCAACGGCACAGAUAAGCCAUGCAUCACUGGAAACAUUCUCAAAGACCCUGAAGCCAAGUUGAACGAUGCGGAAAUCGAUUCCAUCUGCCUAACCAUGGUCUCCGCCGGCCUCGACACCGUCCCUGGCAACCUCAUCAUGGGCAUCGCCUACCUCGCCUCCCCCGAAGGCCAAGCCAUCCAGCAACGCGCCUACGCCGAAAUCAAGAAAGUCUACCCCAACAACGACGCCUGGGAGCGCUGUCUGCACGAGGAGAAAAUCCCCUACGUCACCGCCCUCUACAAGGAGAUCCUCCGCUUCUGGACCGUCAUCCCCAUCUGCUUGCCGAGGGUUAGCAUCAAGGAUAUCCCCUGGAACGGCGUGGUCAUCCCUGCGGGUACUACUUUCUAUAUGAACGCGUAUGCUGCGGACUACGAUGAGACGCACUUUAAGAACGCGGAGAAGUUCGAUCCCGAGAGGUACUUGGAUGUGCCCGAUGGUGCGGGGACACCUCACUACGGUUACGGAGCUGGCAGCCGCAUGUGCGUCGGCUCGCAUCUUGCGAACCGCGAGCUUUACACUGCUUUUGUGCGGUUGAUUAGCGCUUUUGAAUUCACGCCGCCAAAGGAUCCGAGGGAUGCGCCGAUCCUCGACUGUCUGAAGGCGAAUGCGAUCCCCACGAGUUUGACGAUGGAGCCGAAGUACUUCAAGGUCGGGUUCAAGCCCAGGAAUAGGCCGCUGUUGGAGAAGUGGAUAAAGCAGAGUGAGGAGGCAACGAAGGAGUUGAUGUAG